Hydractinia symbiolongicarpus is the source of this 3563-nucleotide messenger RNA. RefSeq lists its product as uncharacterized. Lineage: Eukaryota; Metazoa; Cnidaria; Hydrozoa; Anthoathecata; Hydractiniidae. Bases 324 to 2540 code for a protein of 738 amino acids. The transcript is spliced from 3 exons. The record is from RefSeq and is a predicted model, not a curated record.
AAUUGCAUCGCGAGUACGUAAUUUUGUUAAUUUUCAAAGCAAAAAUAACCUCACAUAGAGCGUUCAUUAAACUGAUAACUAUUUGUACUAAAAAAGUUAUCAUGUUCAUAAACCAUGGUUUAUACCACCAAAUAGUUCGUUCGUUCGUUUUCGAUCGAACAAAUCGCGAAAUCUCUGUCUAUUUUCCUUGUCGAAUUUUACCUAAAUAAGGUAUAACCCUUUAACUAAAAGAGCUCUGCAGGUGAGAAAAUUAACUCUUAAUGGAUAAUUAUUUUUUUUAGGUAAAUAAAGAAAAAAGAAGGACAAGAAAAUAUUCAAAUAACAUGAGAGUGCUGAUAUUUUUCCUCAUUGCACCAGUGACUGAUUGGAUGGCAUAUGGUGAACUGUGUGACCGAAUAUAUUUCAAACAUCCAUCAGAAAAGACAUUUCCAUUUGUAAAUAUAUUAAAUGGUAUUUAUAAAAGAAUUGACUCCCAAUAUGAGGUUUUUCCGGUUUAUGAGCACAUGCAGGCGCACGUGAUAUUUACGUAUAUGAGUUCUGAUCACUCUGUAGGAUUUCUUGUUCGUCAAGGUGAUGCUUCAGCUCCAGGUCUGCGUUGUUCUUUACGCAUAACUAGAAUUGAAAUAAAAACAGGACGUUGGAUGCACCAUACAAAUGAAACAAGUCCAUUCGCAGAUAUAUUUAGCGAGUGUUACUUAACGUAUGGAAAUUCAAAAAAGAUGAAAUUAAAUUACACUUUGACACCUUUUUGUAUGAGAAAUGAUACUGUUGCAUGCAAUGGUGGAGACGUGUUCCUAUUAAAUCGUGGCAAAAUAGUUGCUUUACAUAAAAAAGUCAAAGGCAAGGUUGUGCGUAUAGCCGACAGGGCUAUAUUCGAACAUUAUGAUCCACCAAAAAACACCAAGCUUUCUUACAAUGUUUCAACAGAAAGAUGGGUUAUAGCCUCUCUAAUAGGAGAAACCUUUUUUUUUCAAUACAAGACAAAAUACAAAGAUUUUGCUUUACGUCCUGAAUUUAUCACAUCAAGCUGGGAUGUAUUUUUUUCUUCCGUCAGCGUAUCGUUCACAUUCUUCUGUAGUUCACAAAUAUCCGAAUGUUCUCGUUGCAAAUAUGGUGAGUGCCAAAAAGUUAGUAUAGAAUACGGAGCGGAUUUUCAAGUUAAGCAUUAUGUAUAUCACACCUGCUCCUGUUACUUUGGUUAUAAAGGAAAAUAUUGUGAUAAAAAAUCUCAUGGUUGCGCUAUACCAGAUGGACACGAAGGUCUGAUAGUGAAUACGGAUCGAUAUAGUGUAGCUUCAUACUUCUGUGGCAAUCUUAAUGAUGAUUCCAAACCUGUCUUUUUGCCAAUGACUUGUGGUGCUAAUUUCAAAUGGAAAAUCAAUGGAAAUUGUAAAUAUUUUUCUUCAAGAAAAUUGUUUUAUGUUAUCGUGUCGACUGGAUCAAUUUUACUGUUUCUGCUUUCUUUUCUUGGCUUGCUUUUGUGUUUAAAUGUAUCAAGAAUUGCCAGUAAAUGGAUUCUCAUGUAUUCCACAACUUCGAGUUUAUAUGGCUUCACAUGGGUAUGUAUUCAACUAUGGACACAUACAUCCACUGUUGAACACACACAUGCUGUGGUGUUGGACUCAAUGGGUUACUUUAGCGUCUUCCUGUCUGUGUUUAUAAAUACACUUAUUUGCGAGUAUCCGAUAAAUCUUGUGAAGCCGAUGUUUCUAGGUGGAAUUGGAAUAGCAAGCGCGAUGGUAAUACCUCGAGUCCUUUUGGAUAGUAACAGCGGAACCAUUUCAACAGUGCUGUUUCUCGUUUUGCUUUACUUUAUACUGUUAUUAGAGCAGUACAUAAACAUAAAAAAGACGAGAAAAUACUUAGAUACACUUUCUGAAGGAGUUGUUAGAUUUUGUGAAGAUAUGGCAAAAGUCAAGCCAAAGUUAAAAGUAAAAGUAUCUUCUUCUCGUGUUCCAAAUAAUGAAGAAGGUUUAAACGGAACAUUCUCGGAGGUGAUAGACGUUCCGAUUGUAUCGUGGAAACAUAGAGAUAAAGUGUAUGCUUUUCAAGAGCCUGCCGUCUGGAAGGUGACCGAGAAUAUUGUUUGGAGUGAAGACAAUAGCGAAGAAAGAUUUCAAGAAUAUUUAUUUAACUUGGAGAGAAAUCACUAUUCCCAUGAUGAUCAAUCCAGAUGCAAGUUUAAACUAUAUACACCUGGUUUCAAGGAUCGCACUUUUUACUCUGGAAACAAAUCAGCAUUGCCAUUCUCUUAUUGGAGUUUCAUAUUAGUCCCAAUCUGCUUUUUACACUGGCCGUUGCGAUAUAAAUACAUCAUUUGUGGACUGCGAGAAAAGAAGGUUGUUAUAGAAAAAGAGGUUUCUGAUAGAGACACUUUAAUUAGUACUGUUAUUAACAACCCACCACCUAACUAUGAUGAAAUAGCCCACACACCUAUUACUCCCCCACCGCGGUAUGAAGAAGCCACUGAUUUUGAUCGUUUGCUGGAGCAUGAUAACCGCCCUUCUUAUGAAGAAAUUAUGUUGCAGACAAGACGUUAAUUAAACAAUUUUGGAAAUGUGAUCAUUCAUUCUCUUUGCAUGCUUUAUUUGAAAUUUAUUUUUUAAUUUGGAUAAUAUUUAGUCAAUUUUUAAAAAAUUUUGGAAUAUUUUGUAGUGUUUUGUGACGUUGUCCAUAUUUUCAGUUUUCCCCUUGUCUUCACUACUGUCUCUGCUGACUAUUACUAUGUCUCUACCUGCUGGAUUUUUUCAUGUACUCGGCUACUUUCUAUCAUCCAGUAGUUCUCAAUUCUGUUGUGUCACAUUAACCUUGCUGAAACACACUGCAUGUCAUUUCAUAUAUGCUUCUACCUGUUGUGUAUAUGGCGCCAUCAAAUUUGGUCAUUAGGUUUUUUAACUUUUUAUUUUACCUAACAUUUGAAACAAUACAUGGAAGUGUAAUGCCUUCUAUUUAUAUUUUUAUUGGCUUAUAUCGAUCAUGUGACGAGACGCUGUUUUUUUCUGUAGCUAGUGACCAGCUAAAAUGCAAACAAAAAAAGAAACAAACUUUUGUAAAAAAAUUGAACGCUAUAAAAGGUCUAAAGAAAAUCCAAGUGUUAAACUUUCUUUAGAGAAAAUUGGUUCACGCAAAAGUUAUUAAGAAACUCACUAUUCGAGAAAUCCGCGAGAAUUAAUUUUUUUGUCUUUUUUGAUUUACCGAGAGCUACAUAAAAAUUAUAUUUUAUUUUAAAAAAAAAAUUUUCGCGUAAAUUAUUUCUAGCAAAAAUUACUGCCCUUAAGUAAACCCAUGAUUUUGGGAGCACGAUUUUUAAGCAAAAAGUAAUGGCUCAAUGAAAAAGUAACGAAAAAUUUAGUGAGAAAGACAUCAAUAGGAAGACUGUUAAAUGCCAACAUCCCAGAAGUAUAUGUCCUGCACCAUAGUUGCCAUGAAGUUUUCUUGUGAUGUGAUCGUGGUCCAUUACUCUUGGAUUGUUUACUGGUUUGUUGAAUAUGUGAAAAAUUUUUGUUGAGUAGUACAAGUAGUAUACUUUUUACUGUUAAAGUGUCUGUGUCUUUAUGUAUUAC